CCCACCGCAUUCCUCUCGCGCGCAAACCAUCCCCCGCCUCCCCCCUGCAACUAACACCUCUCUCCUCCUCUCUCCCCUCCAAGCUCCAUUGCGAUCUCCCACAUUGUGCAGGGAGCUCUGAACACACGCAGAAAUGGCAAACUCCGCGUCUGGUCUGGCGGUGCACGACGACUGCAAGAUCAAGUUCUCGGACCUGAAGGCGAGGCGGAGCUUCAGGUUCAUCGUGUUCAAGAUAGACGAGAAGUCGAUGGAGAUCAAGGUGGAGCGGCUCGGGGAGACCAGCCACGGAUACGAAGAGUUCACCAACAGCCUCCCAGCCGACGAGUGCCGCUACGCCGUCUACGAUCUCGACUUUGUCACCGACGAGAACUGCCAGAAGAGCAAGAUCUUCUUUUUCUCCUGGUCUCCUGACACAGCAAGAACAAGGAGCAAGAUGCUUUAUGCGAGCUCCAAGGACAGGUUCAGGAGGGAGAUGGACGGCAUCCAAUGCGAGAUACAAGCCACCGAUCCUAGCGAAAUGAGCCUUGACAUCAUAAAAAGCCGAGCUCACUAAUCAACCACAAGAACACAUACACCAGCUUCACAGCAUAUAAUCUAUAUAUACACAUGAGCCCAUAUCGGGGUCGUCUUCGACUCACGCUGUGCCAUGGAUUAAUUGGGAUAUCUCUCGGUUAAAGUUACCGUUUAAUUUGUUUUUGUUCCAUCUGCUACAUAUUUCUUUUGGGGGUAUGUUGUUUGAACAGUGGUGCGCAUAUCAUUCCUUAAUUCCAUUGUUUAUUUUC
This is a messenger RNA of Lolium perenne, 782 nucleotides long. Its product is annotated as actin-depolymerizing factor 9. Gene Ontology annotation, cellular component: actin cytoskeleton. Lineage: Eukaryota; Viridiplantae; Streptophyta; Magnoliopsida; Poales; Poaceae. Gene Ontology annotation, molecular function: actin binding. The record is from RefSeq and is a predicted model, not a curated record. Gene Ontology annotation, biological process: actin filament depolymerization.